AUGAAAAAGUCCUCAAAUACAACAGGUACUGAUGCUCCAAAAUCAGAUAGUCAGCUCCCAGAAAAAAUCCACAAGACACAAUCGGCACGUGCUGCAAAGAUAAAGGCAAGAAAAGUUAAUAGAGAGAUUUCAGCAACAAAAAUACAGAAAGCCUGGUUCAUUUAUGUGGACAAAACAUUGUUUAAACUCCUAAAACACACAGUUUGUGCAGCGGAAUAUUGUGUGGCACAUGAACUACUGAAGAAAGUAAGCCCCAUAGAAGCUGCACUUGUUAAAGAUCCUAGCAUGAAGUGUAAAGUCAGAUUCAGAUUUGGUGGUGAAACGUUUCCACCUUUUAUCGUGUUCAAAAUUUUUUUUAAAAAUGAUGGCCAUGGUUACAAGUAUUUCAGUGGGAAAGAUUUACUAAAGCCGUCAAGUAAGGCAGUGGCUGAUGCUUGCAAGAUAAUGGGGGAAAGGAAAUUUUGUCAACAAAUUAUGGAAGAUGAGCAUUGUUUCCAGAAAUUCAAAGUAGCUGACCCCAUGGAUAUUGUCACAGCGCAAGAUUACAUGCAAUACUGCAGCCUUCUGGAUGAAACCCCUGCAUCAUCUGGAGGCAAGAAUAACCACUGGCGAAGAUUAAACCUCAAAAGCAUUCCCAAAACAAUGAUGAUGUAUGACAUAGUUGAUUAUGCAGAGUCUGGAGUAAUCUCAAACCGUUUACAAAAAGAAAUGAAGUAUUUGUUACAGAAGCCACAAACAGAAGCGAUGCGUCAGCACCAGCUAGAGAUUGUUUCUAAAGUUAGGUAUCCAUCUAUUACAACCGUCCGUCCUUUUUACCAGCCUUGGGAACAGCAAGGUAAGAUGAAACAUCUGGGCCGUCGAUCCAAGCAAGCACAAAAAAAGGUUGAAAAAAUGAAAAAAGCCUACAAGGCAGCUAAAGAAGAAAAGGCUUCCUCCCAGGAAGCAGAAGCAGACAGAUUACAAACAAAGGAGAAAAAGGUCAUCUUCUACUCUCCAGCUUUUGAUAUUGUGGCAAUUGAAGAACCCCCAACAGACACCACACUGGAAAAAGAAGAAAAGGAAUUGUUUGCCUGGUAUCAAGACCUAUAUGUUAAACAUUCUUCAUUGUUUUGA
This is a messenger RNA of Cricetulus griseus (Chinese hamster), 1113 nucleotides long. The record is from RefSeq and is a predicted model, not a curated record. NCBI's taxonomy places the organism in Eukaryota, Metazoa, Chordata, Mammalia, Rodentia, Cricetidae.